AUGCAUCUGUCUACUCAUACUUGGAUGCGCCCGGAGCCUCUCGAAGUCACCCUAAAACGUGCACAAAGCCUGGGAUACAAAAGCAUCGAGCUAGCCGGAGAGCCAGGGCAAUACCCUAUCCAGGAGACCCGCGAUCUCUUAGAAAAGUAUGGCAUAACGCUCUGGGGCACUGUCACGAUCCAGCAGGGGAAACGUGAUCUCUUAGCCGUGGAUCCACGAGAAAGACGCGAUACAAUCCAAUACGUCAAGGAUGUUGUUGCGUUAUCCGCUGAAUUAGGAGGCAAGAUCACGACAGUCGUCCCUGGGAGGGUUGGCAAGAUCGCACCCACGUCAUCGGCAGAGAUGGAGUGGAAGUGGGCCGUGGAGGGCCUUCGAGAGAUUGCUGAGUUUGCGAAGGGCAAAGGAGUCAAGAUCGGACUGGAGCCAUUGAACCGGUUUGAGACCUACUUCCUCAACCGGACUGAUCAGGCUCUUGCUCUUGCUGAGGAGGUGGGCUUCGACUGUGGUAUUGCCUUCGACCCUUUCCAUCUAGCUCUAGAGGAGUCAGACCUGAUCGCCGCGAUCAAAGCAUGCGGCCCCCGUAUCGUCGACUUCCACGUCGCAGAUCACAACAGACUGGCCGCUGGAGACGGCAACUUCAACUGGCCACAGAUCAUGGCGGCGUUGGUCGAAACAGGGUACGAUGGUGCGCUGGCAAUGGAGUGCGUGCCUCCCAUAGAUCGCACACCUCUCGGAAAGUAUGGACAAGUCCAAUCUGAGACAGAGACACUCGAUGUCCAUCCAGACCAUAUGCAGUUUAUUAUUGACCAUGGCUCGGCCUUGCUAUCGGAUGUUUAUUAUACAGGCCUACUUCGACGAACAGCCGAGACUCUAUCGCCAUUUUGUUCGUAG
Molecule: messenger RNA, 891 nt
Organism: Clonostachys rhizophaga
Lineage: Eukaryota; Fungi; Ascomycota; Sordariomycetes; Hypocreales; Bionectriaceae
Source: the annotation of a GenBank genome assembly